AUGGCGAUCGACUCGGACUCAAAACGGAGCGUUGAGAUCAUCAAAGUUGAAGAUGCCAAUGUCAACGCCGAAGCGAGCUACCUACAGCGAUAUCCGCUCCUGGUGAACAAGACCGAAGAUGGGCUUAAGGCGUUGAACAAGGCUGUUCUAAAGAAACUGGACUGGAAGUUACUGCCAUGCAUUACUAUAAUGCUACUUUUUCGGUCUCAACAUCCAGCUCUCGUGGGAAACAACUGUUGUCCCGCGUCCACGCACGAAGCGCGCUGCCCUCAUCGCCAUCGCCAACUGCGUGUCGUCUAUCUCGCACUGGUUUAG
Bipolaris maydis ATCC 48331 is the source of this 315-nucleotide messenger RNA. RefSeq lists its product as uncharacterized. The record is from RefSeq and is a predicted model, not a curated record. NCBI's taxonomy places the organism in Eukaryota, Fungi, Ascomycota, Dothideomycetes, Pleosporales, Pleosporaceae.